Molecule: messenger RNA, 4243 nt
Organism: Hordeum vulgare subsp. vulgare (domesticated barley)
Lineage: Eukaryota; Viridiplantae; Streptophyta; Magnoliopsida; Poales; Poaceae
Product: disease resistance protein RPM1-like
Exons: 7
Coding region: 1051-3798 (915 amino acids)
Biological process (GO): defense response to other organism
Molecular function (GO): ADP binding
Source: RefSeq, a predicted model, not a curated record
AUAAGAGCAAUUAUUGGGUCGGUAAGAGAAGCAAGAGCAACGCUGACCAGCCAGAAGGUGUGUAUGUACUAUGUAGUACGAGCUUCUGCUGGUUCUUGCAGGCUUCAACAACGAGACUAGCGUUCCCCAGAUCUGGCCAGAUCUCCAUCGAUUAAUAGCCAGGCCACUAGUUGGUUCUUCUUUGGUUCUGUCAUAAAUCCAGCUACUUGUCAUAAAAAACAAGCUAGCACACACCAUCGGUCAUACCAGCCAUGACUCCAUGAGGGAUCAGUAUCUCUACGUUUAAGCUCCAAUUACAACAAGAACAACCGAGCACGAGGUAAUUUUGUUAUUCUGCGAGGAUCCAUGUAACUAUUCUGAUGGUUUCAUAUUCAGAACUGCACAAGGAGGUCACCAAGAUCGACCAGAUCUAGGCAGAUCCUGAAGCGCACAAGGAGGAGGUCACCACAUGUCAAAGUCUGGUUGGAUCUACAUCUAUUACAAGCCAGGAGAAGUGGUUUCAGAUCAUACAACAUGUCGGUAAAUCAUUGAGCUUCAGCCAAGAGAAGACUAGCAUUGACUUGGCUUAGAUUCACUGGCGGCAUCUUGAGAUUGCUUAAACAACAAAACUGAUGUUUCACACUCUCACCAAGCCAUGGCACUGUUUUGAUGAUUCAGAUCCUGAACUGCAGUCUCACCAAGCCACUCUCAUCUGAAAGCUGUCUGGAUCUACACCGAUUACAAUCCAGCCAGGACAUCUCAAUUUGAAGAUGCAAUCCAGCUACUUGUCAGCAACAAGAAGCUAGCACACUCUCAGCCAUACCCAUGGCUCCAUGUGAGUUCAGGAUCUCCAUGAUUAAGAUUCAAUGACAACAAGACCAGGCAAGCCACCAGGUCUCUUCUUUUGGGAGAAGACUGUUCUGGUGGUUUCAGAUUUAGAAGUGCACAAGGAGGUUACCAAGAUCGAUCAGAUCUAAGCUAUUACGAGGCAGUGGUUGUUUGAAUUAUAUUGAGAAAAUAUACAACUAGGCGACCAAUCAACAGUGAAACGUUAGAAAUUGUCAGAAAGUAAUGGCGGAGAUUGUUAUUCUAUUAGCCAUUAAAAAGAUCGGCACUGCCUUGGCAAAUGGAAUAGCACGCGAGGCAAGCACACAAUUUGCAAAGUAUGGGACACGACUAUUAGAGCUACAAGCCAGCAUGGAUCGUCUUGUGAGGGAGCUUAGUGUAAUGCAUGAUGUUCUCUGUCAAAUGGACAUACGAAACCUCAACAAUGCUGUCUAUGAGAGCUGGUUGGAGGGGGUACGGAAGGUAGCAUAUAAUAUGGAGGACAUGGUGGAUGAGUACUUGUAUCUAGUUGGUCAGGAGAAUGAUGUAGGGUGUUGCUUUUACCUGAAGAAAGGGUUCCGAAAACCAAGGUCUCUACUUUCUUUGAACAUGAUAGCUAUCAAGGUGAAGCAGAUAGAGAGAGACCUUACACACCUGUCAGAGACAAAAAACCGUUGGAUUCCCAUGAACAUUGGGGAUACUAGUAGCUCAGUCUACAUUGUUAAGAGGUCCCAAGAUCUAGCGAACAUUUCACGCUCCCUUGAUGAAGAUCUAGUGGGGGUCGAUGAGAACAGAGAAACACUUCAGCAGUGGUUGGCAGGUGAUCAUUUGGAACGCUCUGUGAUAGCGCUGCUUGGAAUGGGAGGGCUUGGUAAAACAGCUUUAGCUGCAAAUGUCUACAAGAAGGAGAGGGAGAACUUCCAAUGCCAUGCCUGGGUUUCCAUCUCUCAAACUUAUUCUAGAGAAGAUAUCUUGAGGAAUAUAAUCAAGGAACUUUCCGGAGAUAAAGUCGGUGUUCUAUCUAACACGAAAGACAUGGACAACACAUGCCUUGAAGAGACAAUUAAGACGUUUCUGGAGCAACAAAAGUAUUUGAUCAUUUUGGAUGAUGUUUGGACUCCAGAAGCAUUUAAUGAUUUUUCUAGGGUGCUUAUUCAUAAUGAUAAGGGCAGUCGAGUGGUAGUCACAACAAGGGAAAGCUGUGUUGCUGCACUUGCCUCUCAAGGACAAAUCUUAACACUUCCAGCUUUACCCGAAGACAAGGCAUGGGACCUCUUCUGUAAGAAAGCCUUUCCAAGAGAUACAAAUCAUAAAUGUCCUACCGAGUUGAAGCCUUUGUCCGAGGAAAUAGUUAGCAAGUGCAAAGGCUUGCCUCUGGUUAUCGUGUUAGUUGGUGGCCUCUUGCGUGUGCGUGAGAAAACUGUGGAAGAAUGGAGAAGAAUAAAUGUCCAAUUGAGUUGGGAGCUAAUUAAUAAUUCAAGUCUCAGUGACAUAAGGAAUGUUUUGCAUCUGAGCUUCAUAUACCUUCCAACACGCUUGAAAGCUUGUUUCUUGUACUGCAGCUUAUUUCCGGAAGACUAUCUUUUCAAAAGGAAACAACUUAUACGGUUAUGGCUAGCCGAGGGGUUCAUCGAGGAGAGGGGUGAAAGCACACUAGAAGAAGUGGCAGAAGGCUAUCUUAAGGAGUUGAUAGACAGAAACAUGCUACAACUUGUUGAGAGGAACUCAUUUGGUAGGAUAAAGGAAUUCAGAAUGCAUGAUAUCUUACGUGAAUUGGCAGUUGACUUGUGCCAGAAGAACUGUUUUGGUGUUGCACAUGAGGACAAAUGUGGAGGGGCUCAUCAGAAGGAUGGACGCCGUUUGGUACUGCACAAACUAAAAGAUGAUAUUCAACAAUCGUUUUCCAAUAUGCACCAACUUCGAACUAUGAUUACACUGGGUGAUAGCAAGUCAUCAUUCACUCAACUAACUCUGUUGUGUAAUGAGUCAAGAUAUAUGACGGUGCUAGAAUUAAGUGGUCUACCCAUCGAGAAGAUUCCAGAUGCCAUUGGAGAUCUUUUUAAUCUCCGCUAUUUGGGUUUGCGUGAUUCAAAAGUGAAGAAGCUCCCGAAGUCUGUUGAGAAGCUUUUCAAUUUGUUGACACUGGACCUUUGUGAAUCUGACAUAAAUGAGUUGCCUAGUGGGAUUGUGAAACUGAAGAAGCUCAGGCACUUAUUUGCUGAGAGAGUAUUUGAUCGAACAGGGAGGGAUUUAAAAUGUCGGAGUGGUGUGCAUAUCCCCAAUGGUCUUGGAAAUCUAACUAAUCUGCAGACAUUGCAGGCAUUGGAAGCACAAGAUGAUUCUCUUAGGCAUUUAGGGGAGCUGAGGCAAAUGAGAAGCUUGAGGUUAUGUAAUGUGAAGGGAAUCUACUGUGGACUUAUCAGCGAAUCUCUAGUUCAUAUGCAAUAUUUGUCCUUCCUAGAUGUGAUUGCAAGCGACGAGAACGAGGUUCUCUCGUUGAAUGUCCGCCUGCCAAGCCUGCAAAAGCUAACUUUGAGAGGGCGACUAGCAGAAGGGGCGUUGGACGAGUCUCCUCUCUUCCAACCUGUUGGGGGGCACAACUUGUAUUCAUUGUCUCUAUGUUGGUCACAGCUGAGAGAAGACCCCCUGCCACCCCUUUCUCGGUUGUCAACCUUGACACGUCUAGAUUUCACUAGAGCAUACAACGGAGAGCAGCUGGCAUUUCUCACGGAGUGGUUUCCCAAGCUAAAGGUUCUCUGGCUAAGAGACCUGCCUAAGCUGAGCCGGCUAGAGAUAGCAGAAGGUGCCAUGGCAAGCCUGGAGAAACUAUUCCUGUUCAACCUCAUCAGCAUGACGGAGGUCCCUGCUGGCAUUGAGUUCCUCCUGCCCCUCCAGUAUCUAGCCUUCGGCGAGAUCAGCAGUGACUUCUUGACGUUGCUGUGCCAAUGGACUCCAACACCAAGUCAGCGGUAUCAUUAUUCUCUCCGAGACUGAUCUGCCACACCCGUGCAGGUCCCCCGCCGGAAGAAAGAUGCUUCAUUAUUGGGCGGCAUGCAGAUUCGACUCAAUGAAUUAAAGCGUCAAUGCAACUCAGGAUGCAUAUCCAGCGUUGCUAUGCCAUUCGUGCAGCGUCUCCUCUGUUUUUUCAAGAUGCACUAUUGUCACCGUUUACUACUGCUGAGCGCUGCUACUACUGUUGUCCGGGCGUGUGUCCUUUAACCCGUAAAGUGUGCGACAAUAUUAAUUUGCCUAUUGCUGCUUAUUUCCGGUUGUGGCUAUUAAACAAGGCUGCAAUUACUGUAAGACUGAGACUAAGUCGUGUGUUUCAUUUUCAGACUAAUUUCUUUGCAUUGCCUGUUUGAACUGUGCAUUUGAAUUCCUAUGAUAUUUCAGGUGUGGCUGUUAAAUAAAGAACUCGUGCUGUGAUUCAUUUUCUUUC